AUGCUGCUAAGCUACAUCUGCUGUCGACGAUUAUACAGAAAUUUUGUUUCUUCCCAUUUUAUUGCCCAUCUUUGUGUUACUAAUAUGAUUGGACUUGGAGUUUUGGUCCCCCUAUUUUUGGCAAAUUUGUGGUCUGGAACACAUUUAUGGCCUAAUAAUAAUAUGGCUUGUAGAAUUCAGACAUUUCUAAUGUGUUCUGAAUGGACGGUUGUUCACUUUAUGACCCUUUGCAUUGCUGGAGUUCAUUUACUUACAUUUGCUCGCAUUCAUUAUGCCCAACUUUUUGGCCUUCCCCCAGCUUAUUUAUGCGUGCUAGCUUGGAUAGUAGCUUUUACAAUAGCUUUACCGUGUAUUACAAAUUCGCAUAUUGUGGUGCAUGAUCCGGUGCUCAGACACUGUGUAUGGGGAAGUACAGAUUACAGCUACAAAUUUUUAACUUAUCUACUUAUUCUUUGUGUGGGUCUACCUGUUGGCCUAUCAUAUUAUUCGUAUAUUAAAGUAUUAAAAAUACUUUAUCAUUCUCCUAUUGUGUUUCAAAGUAUUGGACUUUACAAAAGUCGAUUUUUGGUUUAUGCUUUUUUGGCAGGGCCUUUAUUUCAAGUCCCAUUUUAUGUUAUUACAAUGAGUGGAACAUGGCGCUUUGGCCCAGAUUCGGCAAUUCCUGUUCUGGCAAUGUUUUUGGGUUAUGCCCCUUCAGCCAUUUCUCCUCUACUUUAUGGACUUUCAUUAGCACAAAUGAAAGAGGAGGAUAUGGCUUUAACUGCUAGAGCACAUAAAAGUGUUAUGGGGGCACAAGCACAGCAACAUCACCACCACCACCCUCACCAAAAUCAACAUAUUGGGCUUACACAGAAUUUAUAAAAAAAUUGAAGGAAAAUAGAGAGAUGAUUUUAGAGGGAGAUUGGGCCUAGUGAAAAUUUUAAAUAAAUUUUUGUUUAAAAAUUUUUUUGGAACAUGGCGUAUAUGUAUUCCAAAAAAGCUGGAACACAACACUUUGUUCUAGUGUCUCUAUUAAUCCAGUUUAUAAAAAAAACUGGGGAAAAAUGGUGAAAAGAUACAUAAUUGGAGGGGGGGAUUUUGGG
Meloidogyne enterolobii is the source of this 1082-nucleotide messenger RNA. Lineage: Eukaryota; Metazoa; Nematoda; Chromadorea; Rhabditida; Meloidogynidae. The record is from the annotation of a GenBank genome assembly.